GCUCGAUCGAUCAUCCUCAAGACCACCGGGGCUUCCUCAGUGAUUCUCGACGGCGCCCUUCUCUUCACUCAAUGCGGUCCUCCCGAACCUACUGCCCCCGCGACAGGUGAUAUACACUCGAUUGAAGCUAAAUGGAGACCUAUGGCGUCCGGAAAUAACUCAGGGUUCUCGGCGACGUCGGUCCAGCACCGUCACGGGGGUGAUGGCCGGUCCUUUUCCAGCCAGGAUGAUGGCUCCGGGGAUGGUAGCUGGCCUGGGGGCCCUCCCCGGUCCGUGAGAAAUGCUCGCUCGGAGUCUGGAGGCAGCGGGACAAUCGGGCCUCGGGGAGGCUCGUUGGCCCUUUCAUCGGGAUCAGGGGGACCGGGCAGCUUUAGUUCUGAACUCAGAAGCAUGAAGACUUCCCGCAGCACGACUCCGCGACCCGAUGACACAUUCAGACGAAGAGGGAGCAGUAAUGUCGAUUACAAAGACCUAUCUAGCACGGAAGACCGUCAGGCUGCGAUCCGGAAUAAGAUUGCGAAGGAAGUGAAGAUCAAGACGGGAACGGAAAACAUGCUCGAGGCUCUGCUGGCUAAGAACCCGAAACACACGAAAGACCAGCGAUCAAAAGUCGAGUCGGAGUUGAGCAUGUCAAAUCGCAAACUUGUCGACCUGCACGUUGAACUCGAAGAGGAGAUUUUACGCGCACAGGAACCCUCUACCCCCCCGCGGAGUCGUCUUUCCAGCCUGUUUCAGGGCAGCUCAAUACGAUCGCCUACUCGCACCAAUAUGGACGUGGAUGAUGACCAGGUGGAAUACGGAGAGGCGGAAAUGGAAUCCCCGACUUACGUCCUUGCGGAAACUCUACAGGCGCUGGAGAUCGAGGGUAUGUCGCCCGACUAUUACGUCGAACGGGCUAAUAGUCUGGUGGAACUGUUCAAACGACAUCCUACUUUGAAAUAUGACCUGGCAUGGCCGGAUUUCGGAUUGCGUGUCCAGAUAAUGCUUCUUAGUGACAACAAAGAGGUUGUAGCGGCUGGAUACCGGCUCACGCGCUAUGCGAUAGCGGAUCGAAAUUCCCUCCAGAUCAUUCGCUCCCUUCAUACCGACGAGCUGGUCAUACUUUCUCUGGUCAAGGAAAGUAAAGCAAGCAUCGAGCGGGAACAGGCUCUUAAAUUUGUCCGGGGCUUUUUGGACGUCAAGGACGGAGUGCAUGAGAUCUCGCGUGCCGUGGUGCGCACGAUUGUUGCUGUUGCUGAACAUCACGAGGAUCGACUGCGAAACAUUUCAAUCAUGACCCUCGCAGAGAUCCUAGUAAAAGAACCAGAGUUGGUCUCCCAUGCUGGGGGCUUUGCCAUCUUACAUGAUGCCCUAGCAGAGGGCACAUUCGGUGCAUCAGAGAGUCUGAUAGGAAGUUUCCUACACGUGCUCGACACCCCGCACAGCAGAAAACACCUGCGAGGAGGAUGUGAGCUUGAGGCCGUUCUUGCGCCCUUUACCGAUUCUUUAUCCGACACUGUCCGCAACGGGCGUCUAAAAUCCUCCGCGAAAGCCAUCUCUGCCAUGCUUAAAACUUGGCCUGGCUUGGUGGUCCUCGCAAGAAACGGUGCCAAACCACUCCAGUCGCUUUUGAACUCUUUACAUUAUCCAGAUCCCCAAGCAAGAGACCUGAUCAUGGAGCUUUUGUUCGAUGCCCUGCGGAUAAAGCCGCCAUCAUGGUCAUCAUCGUUCCUCGCUGGUCGAAGGCUUACGACUUAUGGGCGAGUCGCAAACCUGAGGUCCGAUUCCGACACGAAACUGACUCGCGGAUACUAUGACGACCGUGGCGAUCAAUUCGAUCUAACAGCGCAUUUUUCGACUUUGAUCCUUGCGACACUGGUGGAUGCCGGACUAUCCCAGGCGCUCUCUGAUCUUAUUGAGGAUGAAGAGGACCUUUCUCUUAGGCGCAAAGCAACCCUACUGUUGACCGAAGUUUUGAAGCUGGCUCACCACUCCCUGCCCCAGAACAUCAGUGCGAAGCUCCAAGUUCUUCCACAUCUAUUACCUGCCGCUAUCAAGUUUGACGUCGAGAACCAUGACAUCUCCACUUCCACCAUCUAUCAGAUAGAGAGCAUCAACCGGACGCUAGCUCGCUCCAUAGGAAACGUUCCGAACGGAGCAGGCCGAUACAACGUCGAUGUUGAUAUAUCUGCUUCGCUCUUAACGGGCGAUCAAGGCAAAGACAAACUGAGCCCUGCGAUGGAUGAAACGCAGUUUCGAAAUGCAAUCCUGGAAACAAAUGUCUUGAAUACGGUGAACUACAUCAAGUGGAAGUGGGAUUUGAUUCACCGGAUAGUCGAAGGUCCCCUGACGAACCCCAAGAGGCUAGACGAGGCCAUCAAGGGGUCAAAGUUCAUGAAGCGACUCAUGGGCUUCUAUCGCCCUUUUAAGUACAGGUUCGCCAGAAUCUCGAACACCAAACCAAAUCAGCGUUAUGUUCGGACGGGAUGUGCGUUGAUGCGCACCCUGGUCCAAGUCCCCGAGGGCAUAAGAUAUCUGGCCGAGAAUAAAUUUUUGAGACAAGUGGCGGAGUGUCUUGCCCAGGUGGACCGCAUGAGCGGGCUUACUUCAGCAUCGCCUUUGUUUUCACGAGAUGAGAUGCGCAAUAAAUUAAGCGGCGGCUACUUUGCCAUGCUGGGGACCUUGAGUGGAGAUGCGAACGGCCUCAUUAUGAUGGAGCGAUGGCACAUGCUCAACAUGUUUUAUCACAUCAUUGAGCUUCGAGAUCGGGAUGAUUUGAUACAAACGCUUCUGGGGAACAUGGAUUACACCAAAAACAGCCAUCUUCGGGUUAUUCUAUCUAAGGCUCUCACCACCGGCUCCAAGGAGAUUCGAAUAUUCGCCACAAAACUUCUUCGCAAGUACGCCGUUGGGAAUAUCUCGCUUACCCCACAGUUGGCUAUCAACAAUGCCGAUUGGGUGGUGAAGCUUCUCGUGACGCAGCUCUAUGACCCCGAUGUCUCUGUAUGCCAGAUGGCCGUGAAGAUUCUGGAAGAGGCAUGCAAUCACCGAGAUUAUCUUGAAUACGUUGUGAAGUGCCGACCAUCUCUUGAUCACCUGGGAGAAAUCGGUGCACCUCUCCUUCUGCGGUUUUUGUCAACUUCGGUAGGUUACCACUACUUGGAUGGCCUGGAUUACAUUACGCAGGAAAUGGACGACUGGUUCCUGGGACGCAACGAUACCUAUGUGGGGCUUGUCGAAGCCGCUCUAACCAGAGCCUACGUCGAUCAACCGCGCAGAGGUAGCCUUGUGCCCGACGAUCUGGUGGAUCUGCAGGACUUCGGACUGGUUCCACCUCAUUUCUAUAGAGAACUGGCCCGGACUGCGGAGGGCUGCAAGCUCCUUGAGCAGUCAGGCCAUUUCAAUGAGUUCGCUUGGACAAUCCGUGAUUUCCAACUCAACGACGAAGACACCGAAGUCCUCCUCAAAGUCAAGGGGUGCUUGUGGGCCGUCGGCAACGUCGGCUCUAUGGAACUGGGGGCACCAUUUCUCGAGUCAGAUAUUGUUGAAAAGAUCGUGAAGAUUGCCGAAAGCGCGGAGGUUUUGACCAUGAGAGGAACCGCCUUCUUUGUGUUGGGGUUGAUCUCACGUAGUCGUCAUGGUCUUAGGGCACUGUGGGAUUUUGGCUGGGAUUCUGCUGUUGACCAGAAAGGGAACUCCUUGGGAUUGAGUCUUCCGACUGAUUUCAAUAAGCUCUUCCUGGUUGAAUUUCCUUCUCAUUCUCGGAACCCCGAAUCGAAACGCACGUCUCAAGAGAAUUUUAAGGAGGCUACUCUGGAUUCCGAUCCGGCCAACCAAAAGAUCCUGAAGCUCAUUGUUGACAUGGGAAAUACCGUCCUCUCCAAGCGAGCGGCAGCAGAUCUUCACAGUCUCAAAUCGAAGCAACCUGAACGAUUCCACCAGCCACAUCUUUUCCGCAAAACCCUCAGUAUCCUCGAAAGCCAUCACUACCGACUCCCCGCCCGUCGCUUUGCCCUUGAUCUGUUCGACAAGAGUGUCAUGCGACGGAUUGUAUUAGAAGACGAGUCUGAUUCCGACUCCGAGGCAACUUCAUCUCAAGGAUCGAACUGAUUGCCUUGUCAUCCUCGAUUAUUUGCAAUUUGUGUCUUUUCUCCUUUCUUAUUUCUUUGAGCCUUAUACCCUGUAACCCUGUGAAACGACUUACGGUUUUUGUUUGGAGGGUUUCUGGACGACUUUCACGACGUAUUUUUUUUUCGUCAUUUCACCUAGCUUUUCUCUCUCUCUACCUCUAUAUCUCUCUCUGCCCCAUUGUUUUUCGGUCCUCUAGGACGGUUCUGGGGCAGCUUUGGUUACGAGCAAUGAAAGGAUCUCAACGUGUCACGUUCUGCUCUAUUCUACGAUGUCUUUGUUAAGUCCUACUUGGGCCACUGAGCCAAGCAGGUUCAUGUGGAGGAAAAAAAAGAGACGGAAGAAAAGACGAAGCAGGAAAAUCUCAUGGAGCGUGGUUCCUCUUGUGGUGAAAAGUGUACAUACGAUGGCUGAUACACAACGAAGCCGAGAGCCGGACUUCGGGU
Aspergillus steynii IBT 23096 is the source of this 4553-nucleotide messenger RNA. RefSeq names its product putative cytosolic regulator Pianissimo. The coding region runs from base 142 to 4089 and encodes 1315 amino acids. The transcript is spliced from 4 exons. Gene Ontology annotation, biological process: TORC2 signaling. NCBI's taxonomy places the organism in Eukaryota, Fungi, Ascomycota, Eurotiomycetes, Eurotiales, Aspergillaceae. The record is from RefSeq and is a predicted model, not a curated record. Gene Ontology annotation, cellular component: TORC2 complex.